GGCCGGGGGGGCGGAGCGGAGCGGAGCGGAGCUGAAGAGGAGCCUGCGGGAGUGGAGAGGGCUGCGGGAGCGGAGAGGGCUGCGGGAGCAGAAUGGAGCGGGGUGUGCGUGUCUUCGGGGAGCCCAAGGUAGAACUUCACGUCCACCUGGAUGGAGCCAUUCGGCCAGAAACAAUCUUACACUUUGGCAAGAAGAGAGGGGUUCCUCUCCCCGGCAGCACUGUUGAUGACCUCAUGAAGCACGUCAGCUACAAAACACCGCAAUCACUUAAGCUAUUUCUAGAGAAAUUUAAUCACUACAUGCCCGCCAUUGCGGGGGACCGUGAGGCAGUGCGGAGGAUCGCAUAUGAGCUGGUGGAGACGAAGGCAAAGGAAGGCGUCAUCUACGUGGAGGUGCGGUACAGCCCUCACCUGCUGGCCAACUGCCGCGUGGAGCCCAUCCCCUGGGGACAGCCCAAGGGAGACCUCACUCCAGAGGAAGUUGUUAACCUCGUAAAUCAGGGACUGCAGGAUGGAGAAAGGGAUUUCCGCAUCAAAGCCAGGUCUAUUCUAUGCUGCAUGCGCCAUAUGCCAAGUUGGUCUCCAGAGGUUGUGGAGCUGUGCAAGAAGUAUCAAAACAACUCCGUGGUGGCCAUAGACCUGGCUGGGGAUGAGAUGCUGAUGGCUUCUUCUGAUCAUAAGAAGGCUUACGAGGAAGCAGAACGAUGUGGCAUCCAUCGCACCGUCCAUGCUGGGGAGGCUGGGCCGGCUGCCAUGGUCAAGGAGGCCGUGUACCUCCUGAAGGCUGAGCGCAUCGGCCACGGUUACCACGUGCUGGAGGACCCCGAGCUGUACAAGGAGCUAUUGAGAACCAAGAUGCACUUUGAGGUCUGCCCCUGGUCCAGCUAUCUGACUGGAGCAUGUCUUCCGGACUUCAGGAAACACCCAGUAGUACAGUUUAAGAAGGAUCAAGCUAAUUAUUCUAUCAACACCGAUGACCCCCUGAUCUUCGAUUCCACCAUUGACAAGGAUUACAGCAUAGUGAAAGAGUACAUGGACUUCACCGAGGAGGAUUUCAAGAGAGUGAACAUCAAUGCAGCUCAGUCCAGCUUCUUACCUGAGAAAGAAAAGCAGGAGCUUCUUAAUACGCUAUAUGAAGCCUAUGGGAUGGUGCCUGCCACCUCGUGAUGCAUCCUGAGAGCCAGCGUGGAGCACUGGCCCCUUCCUCGUGUGUGCUUGGCUCUGCUCUGCUGGGGAGCAGCAGGAGGAGGUGCCAGGGGUCAGUCUCCAUUAUUGGCACCCAGUGUUAACCCUUACAGCACUAAGCACAAUCAGGCUCCUAUCAUACACACCCAAAUAUCACCUCCAUGAACUGUCUCCCAAAUGGACAUCCAGCUUCCUCUUGCUGUUGAGCAAGCAGACUCAGACUCCUCCAUCAUCUGCUGCUUCUGCCCAGUAAAUGAGAGCAGGAGGAGGUCCCCUGCCAUGCCUUAACCCUUCCUGCAGUACAGGAAUAACCACCUCCUGCCUGUGACUGUGGCUAGGAUUAAUCUUCACCUUUCUAGGGCAAAAGUGUGCCACAGAGGAAGCGUGGAGUACUUUGGAAGCAGAGGAUUUCUUCCCAUUCAUGCAGAUAGGGAGGUUUGCCUACAGCGGGGUUUUCCUGUGCUUAGGCUUGUGCUAACAAGAACAGGACAAGAACAAGCUGGGAACUGCUUUUGUUUUUAAGUCAGCCUUUUUGGCAUCCUCCCUCAGCCCAGGAGUUCUGUGUCUCAGGCCUUACAACGUCACUGUCACAGGAGCGCACCCCUUAUGCUCCAGCUGUGCUCAUACAUACAAAGGAAGUUGGAACACUUUGACCAUUUUGGGCCAAAAUCUGCCUUCUGGGACUUCCCCCAGUUUUGUACUCACCCCAGGGAAUUCCCAUGAACUACAUUUUGCUUUUCCCUUAUCUUUAUUUAGAACCUUAGAAAAGCUGUGCUUGAUUGCCUGCUUUAGCCAUUCUGUGCUCUUCCUGACUUGACUUAAUCUUUAGGCGCUGUUAAAACUCAAUGAGUAAAUGAAUAAGCUUGGGCCCAAUAUCAAAUACUGACUCAGGUUCUAUCUGAAUUGCUUCUCUCGCUUAACCACGACACUGGCUAGAAGUCAGAUCUUCAUUUUGGUGGAGAACAUACCAGGAAAUAUUCACCACAAUUCCUAAGCCAUUUAGGUGCAUUACAGUAUUUGCUAAUAUGCAAUAGAGCCCUGCAUCCAGAAGAGAGACCAGAAUCUUCCUACAGUCAGAUUGAUGUACCUGGGGAGGGAGUGUGGUGUGUGCCAUGCUUUAGGUGGCUAUAAAGAUGCGUGCUCCAAAGAUACUACACCAAAAAGUUGCCUUUGGCAGAGGGCUGUGGUGGUCACAUAUAUCAUCUGCCUCACUCUCAGCCAGCAGCACCUGAGUGCUGGGAACAUUUCCAUUCUUUCUAGGCUUUCAUAUUUGUUUUCUCAAUGAAGUACUCAUCUCUGAAACACAUAGUGCGUAUCUACACAUGGACAGGAGAGAGUGAAUUUCUUACUUUUAUAAAGAUGAUCAAUCAUUACAUUUAAGGAUGUUGCUGUUAGAACCAAACUUUUUUUGGGGGUAGUUUUUCUCAAAUCCUGUUGCUGAGAAAUUAUUUGUUUGGAUUCUGGAAAGUUGAUGGUUAAUCCUGUUUAAUACAUUAACAAGUUUAUAUGAAAACAAA
Coturnix japonica (Japanese quail) is the source of this 2701-nucleotide messenger RNA. RefSeq names its product adenosine deaminase (gene ADA). The record is from RefSeq and is a predicted model, not a curated record. Lineage: Eukaryota; Metazoa; Chordata; Aves; Galliformes; Phasianidae. Gene Ontology annotation, cellular component: external side of plasma membrane; cytosol. Gene Ontology annotation, biological process: T cell activation; negative regulation of adenosine receptor signaling pathway; inosine biosynthetic process. Gene Ontology annotation, molecular function: adenosine deaminase activity.